This is a messenger RNA of Wyeomyia smithii (pitcher-plant mosquito), 3030 nucleotides long. RefSeq lists its product as uncharacterized. The transcript is spliced from 3 exons. The record is from RefSeq and is a predicted model, not a curated record. Bases 1 to 3030 code for a protein of 1009 amino acids. Lineage: Eukaryota; Metazoa; Arthropoda; Insecta; Diptera; Culicidae.
AUGGAAACAACCUACAAGUACCCGUGCUGUGACGGUGAUGAGCAAUGCGACGGCAGUGUUCAGUGCGAAAGAUGUGAGGAAUGGUACCAUUUCGGAUGCGCCGGUGUCGAUGAUUCUAUUGCGGAGGAAGUCUGGUUCUGUACGACGUGCAUCGGAGAGGAUAGCUCAGCCCGUCAGUCAUUGGGCGCACCAGGAAAGACAAAAAUUCACCCGGUAGUGAUCGAACAUCAGCCGGCCGAAGGUGGUACUAAUAAAGAGGUCGGUGAAAUAGCAAGUAAGGAAAAAGCGUCAAAAUCUCUUCGCAUUAGUAGAGAAAGAGCACAGGAUAAUAGUGGCUGUAGCGAAUCAGAGCAGGAUGAGCAAAUUUCGAAUGAUAAUGAACCUCGACGUGAAAUACACGAAAAGGUAGACGAUAGGAGCUGCAGCGAAAGCGGAUUGUUAGGCGGAAGGAAGCGCUGGAAAAAAAGGUUGCAGUUAGAAAAGACGAUCAACCAGAUUGCCGAAGAUGAUUCGGACACAGCAGGUGAAGAUGUAGAUGGAUCGAUAUGCAGUCUCGGGACGGUGCUGCCAGAGAAGCGAUCUACAAGGAAUCCAAAUGCGGAUGAACUGAAUAACAGCAAGAGUUCGACAUCAGCAAGCAAGAAACACACGACGAAAAGUUCGAAACGUUCCUCGAAGAAUGGACGUCCGUCAUUUGAAAAAGACGAUGAUAACCUGGAGUCUUCGAUGGGCGAGAAAGACUCUGAUGAUGAAAUUAAGGUGGAGGGACCAACUCGGCUUAAAAUAGCGUCUCGACAAGUGUUUCCAAGAACCUUGCCCAAGUUUUACGGUGCAGCCGAAGAGUGGCCGGUAUUUAUUAGCGCCUACGAGCAUGCAAAUCAGUCAUGUGGAUUUACCAAUGCUGAGAACCUGGUUCGGUUGCAAGAAGCCUUGAGGGGUAGAGCGUUGGAGACUGUUCGAAAUCGCCUACUUUUGCCAGAGAACGUCCCAUUGAUUAUAGAGAAGCUACGGAAAAGAUUCGGCAACCCGGAAAUUUUGUCGACUAGGUUGGCUAAGCGGAUUCAACAGCUAGAUGGACCAAGCUCGGAGAGCUUGGAGAGCGUAAUUGAAUUCGGUAGUGCUGUUGAAGAAUUUAGUCAGCACCUUAAAGCGGCUGGAUUAGUUGACCAUCUUAAGAAUCCGAUUCUAAUGCAGAGUCUAGUUCAAAAACUGCCAACGUAUUAUGCCAUGGAGUGGGUAGACUAUAAGCGCCGCGCUAAAACGGUGGAUUUGGAGCCGUUUGGGGCGUUUAUGGAAGGUCUCGUGGAAAAGGCGUUGGAGGCAACAUUUGAAAAGACUGAUUUAGAUGGAAAGGUGAAAGGGAAAGAGAAGCCGAAGUUGAAGGCCUUCGUUCACGCCACAGAUGUGGGAAACCAAGAGAGUCAGCGAAACCAAAAGGAAGCUAAAAAAGGGUUAGAGCAAAAGUCGUCAAAUCAGCAGCGACAACGAGAAUAUAACUGUUCAGUCUGUCAGAAACCGGGGCACUAUGGAAGAAGCUGUCAGGAAUUCUUGAAGCAGAGCGUUGAAGAGCGGUGGAAAACUGUAAAGCGAUUGAACCUGUGUCCACUUUGUCUGUACGACCACGGACAGAGAUCUUGUCGGAUUAGAAUGCGCUGUAAAGAAGAUGGUUGUCUUGAGCAGCAUAACACUUUGCUACAUUCGAGUGGAAGUGCUGCGCAAAUCCGAGCGCAGUGUAACAGUCAUCGGGAGAAGGGUCGUGCAGUACUGUUCAGAAUGGCUCCAGUAACGCUGCACCACGGUAGGAAGGCGGUUGACGUUCCCGCUUUGAUCGACGAAGGAUCAUCCAUAACUAUGGUAGAUAGUGAAGUGGUCGAAUUGUUGGGAGCAGAUGGACCAGUGGAACCCCUGCAGAUGUGCUGGACGAAUGGUGUGCAACGUACGGAGAAUCAGUCGAAAAAGGUGAAAUUAGAAAUUUCAGCCAAAGAUUCACCAUAUCGCUAUGACUUGUCGGAAGUUCGUACUGUGUCAAGAUUGGAUUUACCAGUACAACAGGUAGAUGCCAGAGAGCUGAAACAGCGGUUUGAUUAUUUGAAGGACAUACGACUUCCCAGUUACAAAAUAGCUGCACCAAAAGUGCUAAUUGGAAUCGACAAUGCUCAUUUGAUCGCUCCACUGGAAUCCCGACAUGGAGAUUCUGGUGAGCCUGUAGCAGUUCGUUGCAAUCUUGGCUGGAUGGUGUACGGGCCGAGACCGAGUGUCUCCAGUAGCGUGAACUUCCUGGGUCAUCGUCGAUGCAUGUGUGAGAAGUGCAGUAUAGCAGAUCAAAGGCUAGACGAAGCCUUGAAGCAACAGUAUGAUUUGGAGGAAGUCGGAAAUCCGGCAAUUCGGUUAGAGUCCAACGAAGAUCGUAGAGCGCGUGAAAUCCUGGAAACUACAACAAAGAGAAAUGGAGAACGGUUUGAAACUGGACUACUCUGGAGGAGAGAUGAUGUGUGUCUUCCAGAAAGCUUCGAUAUGGCUAUGAAACGCUUGCGUAGUUUGGAAGCUCGGAUAAACCGUAACCCCGGAGUGCGAGAAAAUUUGGAAAACCAGCUGGAAGAGUAUGUCACGAAAGGUUACGCUCAUCGUAUCACCAAGCGCGAAUUAGAAGAGACACCGCGGGGAAAGGAGUGGUAUCUGCCACUGAACUAUGUGGUACAUCAGAAGAAGCCAGACAAGGUACGAUUAGUGUGGGACGCAGCAGCGAAAGCUCACGGAGUCUCGCUUAAUGAUUGCCUGUUGAGAGGGCCAGAUAUGGUAACCUCAUUGCCAACGGUGAUAAAUGGGUUUCGUGAGAAACAUAUCGCGUUCGGAGGUGACAUCAGAGAAAUGUAUCACCAAGUGAAGAUUCGUUCGAAAGAUCAACAAGCUCAGCGUUUUCUGCUCCCAGGCCCCGAUGGAGAUGUACAAAUCUACGUUAUGGAUGUUGUAAUCUUUGGUGCAAGCUGCUCGCCGUGCUCUGCCCAGUACGUUAAAAAUUUGAAUGCGUGA